Molecule: messenger RNA, 866 nt
Organism: Exaiptasia diaphana
Lineage: Eukaryota; Metazoa; Cnidaria; Anthozoa; Actiniaria; Aiptasiidae
Product: NPC intracellular cholesterol transporter 2 homolog a
Exons: 1
Coding region: 16-588 (190 amino acids)
Biological process (GO): sterol transport
Molecular function (GO): sterol binding
Source: RefSeq, a predicted model, not a curated record
CGAGUACACCUCGGGAUGAUGUCACCUGACAGUGUCCAGUACAUAUAUAGCAAAGCACUGCAGGAAGUUGCUAUUCAGGUAUCGACACUUAGCAGUAUACAGUUGUCAGAAGUCUAUAUAUUCUUCAAGAUGAAGCCAGCUAUCAGGCUUGCUUUGGUCGUAAUUAUCGCCACUGUUACCUCGAUUCAGGCCAUGAAGCUAAAAUUCACGGACUGUGGCUCAAAAGUUGGAAAACUAGUUUCUGUGGAUGUAGAUCAAUGUACAAGUGACGACCCAUGCUCUCUCAAACGAGGAACCAACGUGACAUCAACCGCCACAAUGAUACCACUCGAGGAAGUCACCCAAGCUACAAUCUAUAUGCAUGCGACGGUUUCUGGUAUUACUAUACCUAUAGAUAUCCCUAACCCUAAUGCAUGCAGUGGCCACGGGUUAUCGUGCCCUUUGAAGAGCGGAGAAACAGUGGAGCUUUCGAUGGUACUAGAGGUUGAGGCAAAGUUUCCCAGGGGAAAGGUAAUCCUUAAAACGGAGCUCAAAGACCAGGCAAAAAACGAUAUCUUUUGUAAUUCGAUUCCAUUUAACCUGGUGUAAAGCCAACGUGAGAGUGAAACAAGCAGGAUGACUUUCCUUGAAUCAAAUUGAUUGACUUUGUGACUUUGAAAACUCUUGAUUGAUGUGGAAAUGCAAUGUGGCCAGAUGAGAAAUUAGCGCUCAUCAAUAACGCCAUAACACUGUAACGUUGUGACAAGCCUAAAAACAGUUACGAAUAAUUGAUAUGCAAAUAUAUUGUACUUCUGAGUGAUCUUUUAUUUAUUUUUUUUUGCACGUUUGGUCGUAAAAUCCACAAUAAAAAUGCCUUUCAGCCAUUA